AUGCGGCCCCAGAUGGUGAUCAUCUCCCGCGCCGGCACGCGCAAGCUGCUGAACUUGGACGAGGUGGCGACGGCGGCCACGGAGCUUGGGUUCAACGUGACGGUGGCCGAGGCCGCGGCCGACAUGCCGGGGUUCGCGGUGCUGGUGAACGCGGAGGACGUGCUGCUGGCGGUGCACGGCGCCUGGCUGACGAACCAGAUCUUCCUACCGACGCAGGCGGUGGUGCUGCAGAUCGUGCCGUGGUGGAGCAUGGACAGGACGACGACCAACUUCUACGGGCAGCCGGCGCGGGACAUGCAGCUCCGGUACGUGGAGUACUACGUCGACGAGCAGGAGACGAGCAUGACAAUGGCAACUCUGAAUCUUCAGAUUCAGCCUUUACACUAUGGUACUGCAUGCAGUGAAAAUGUCAACUUUAAAACUCCACAUUCAACAUUUUUCUACAGCUCAGAUUAUCUCAUAUGA
Hordeum vulgare subsp. vulgare (domesticated barley) is the source of this 465-nucleotide messenger RNA. RefSeq names its product beta-1,2-xylosyltransferease XAX1-like. The transcript has a single exon. Lineage: Eukaryota; Viridiplantae; Streptophyta; Magnoliopsida; Poales; Poaceae. Gene Ontology annotation, biological process: plant-type cell wall organization. Gene Ontology annotation, cellular component: Golgi membrane. Gene Ontology annotation, molecular function: UDP-xylosyltransferase activity. The record is from RefSeq and is a predicted model, not a curated record. Bases 1 to 465 code for a protein of 154 amino acids.